Molecule: messenger RNA, 8866 nt
Organism: Porites evermanni
Lineage: Eukaryota; Metazoa; Cnidaria; Anthozoa; Scleractinia; Poritidae
Source: the annotation of a GenBank genome assembly
CGUAAUUCAAAAUGGCGUCCAAGUAAGAUUAUCGAGUCAUCAAAACUAACGAUUUUGAUCUCUUUUUUCGGAAAACUACUUUGAUCACGAUGUUUUGGGGUUAGUAUAUACGUAUAUACGUAUUAUAGCAAAGUAGCAAAAUAACAAUCUGCAGCAAAUCAAAGGAGUACAUUCGACUGUUUUAGACGGUCGGACGUGCGCACGUAUCAGUAACUUGCUCGAUAAUUGUCUGUGUACUGGAAACACGCUGCUAGCAGAAUUCGGUAAAAAGCUUACGCAAGCUUACAUGUUGUACAUCUCAUGACAGUGAAAAUUUGAAAACUAGGUAUAAAUUGUAUAGGCAUUUUAAGACGUAACUUUUUUUAAUUUGAUAGGAUUGUUUACAAUGUACGUUGCAUGCACGUGGGAGUCCAUGCUUUCCGUAUUUUAGGUGAAUCCCUGGAAGUCAUUCAACAUAGAUUCCUCGAAAUUCACUUUUUUCAUCAAACAAUUUCGAGUGUCAGGCCAUCCAGGUCGGGAGGGGAGCUGUUACCCAAGUUAUUUACACAAUGGCGUUUACAAAUCCCCAGCAACCAAGAACAAUAUUUCUCUACAAAAAGCUACCAUUGCCCCACCCCCUGGAGUGAAAAACUCCUUCACACAAAUGACUUAUGCAUCUUUUCAGACAUUCUAUGCAUCAAAGACGCUGCUGGACCCGCAAGUAGAUGGGUCGCUGAGUGAGGAUGAUAGUAUUUUUAUAGUAUCUUUAGAAGUGCACCAUUAAACCUCUUUGGUAGUGUUAUCAUUUUUUGUCAUUAUUUUGUAAAACUAAGUAAUGAAUCCUUUUGAAGUAUUUUCUGACUUUGACCACAUUUGUGUUUUAGGGGUGACUCUUGAUUCUGGAAAGCGAUACACUCAAACAGUGGAGAAAUCAUUCCAUUUGUCAAUGGCUGCUCUAGGCUUUCAAAACUGUUCAUCUUUGCCAGUUACUGUGAUGGUUGAAGUUGACAAAGCUCAAUUUGCGCUGUGUACACUGCAACCUGGAAAAAUUCCACAGCAGCCGUUAGAAUAUUGUUUCACUGAAGGAGAGGAGAUAACUUUCUUCAUGGAAGGACCCGGGGAUGUUCAUUUAACAGGUUUAUAAGAUUACUGUAAACACCAGGAUAUGAACCACAGCCUGAGUUUAGAAAUAUAUACAGCUAUUUCGAGAAGGGUUGUCGGAUAAAGUGUGCAUGCAACAAUCCCGAAAGGUACGUAAUGUGGGACAUGAUCAAUACACUGUUCCUGACUCUGUAGCUGUUGAACUUACUUUUGUUGCUUUCCUUUAGCAAUCGCAAACAUACGUCCAUGGCCUCUCGUACCAUUCUUGCAAAUUUCUUUGAAGAACAGUGAACUCAAAACCGCCCCAAUACCUUUCCGGAUUGUCCUGUGUACUUUUUCAGACAACCUUUCUUGAAAUAGCCGUAUAUAUGUAAAUUAUUUGGAAAACAUUCUCCCCUUACAUCAAGAGCCAAGUUGCUCGUGACUUAAUAUUAUGUCAGCUGUUAAUAGGAAUACAAGUAUAUUGUAAAGUUAUGCUCCAGCAGCAACCAUCAGUGGCCAUCCAAUUACCAACUUUCAACAAUUUUAUGAUUCAGUUUUUGAGGAAAUAUUAAUUUUAUAUACUGUAUAUGCACGACUUUUUUUUCAAAACUCUUUGUGAAAGGCUAAAAAACCUCCAAAUGAUCAAGGGGAAUAAAAAAAUGUUUCUUCAAGCAGUAAUAAGGUGGACACUGCUAUCCUAGACUUUCCAAGUAUCUCCCUACACAAUAAUGACCUUUCUGAUGGUAGGACUUUGUCAUCAAGAAGUGAUUUUAAAUGGUGUAGUUUGCUUUGAUAUUUCUAUAGUCACUGAAACGAAAUUUCUUUAGUAUAUAGAACCAGAACACUUGGCCCUCCUUAAUACUAUUAUUUUCAUUUAACGAAUUGCCAUGAAGGUCCUCAGCAGUAGGCAUUUAUCACAUGAGCAUUAAUUUUCUUGCUUGAGGUUGAUCGGUUAAUUUGGUUUUGUUUUGGGGGUGAUCAUUAUUCUGGGAAAUACACGGUUUUCUCUCAAGUUGUUCUAGCAGAUAAGCUUCACCCCCAGUUUUGAAAAAAUUUUGUGAUCAAAAUGUGCAACUUAGCCAUCAGUGUUCAUGCUACUUUAUUUUAAUACAUUUUGCAAAUUAAGAGGAUGGCUUGAUGCUGCUGUUCAGGCUGUUGCUGACACAAGUAAACAAAAAUUAGUAUAUUAAAAUAGGUGAUCUGAAUGCCUAAUUUUAAUCUGAGGUUAUAUUAAAAUCUUAGGUGUCUUGAUAGCAGGGUUGCUUAAAACCCCUAGACCCAAAACUUGGAAACAAAAAUCUUUCCCCAAGUUUUGGAUCCCUUAGUUUUUAGUCUUUUUGCAAGACCUUUCUGGACAGGGUAACUCCCACACCCACAUUGUCAUCACACUGCUCUUUGCAUAUUUCUGAUAAGAUCCCAGAAUCCCUACCUUCUAAGUCUCAUUAAUUCAGUGACAUUUCUUUCUGGCUAGGCUAUUUGAUGGAUGAGCCAAAUGCUCUGGAAUUUGAAGAAGAUGAAGAAGAGUUAUCUGGUGAGAGUGAAGAAUCAGAAACAGCUUCAGCAGGUAGUGAUUCUGAAGAUGAAGAUGAGUCUUCCAGUGAUGAAAUCACUCUUAGCCAGUUACUUCAAAGUGGCGACAUUGAAAAUGAUAAUGAGGACAAUGAGGAAGAAGAUGAGGAGAGUGGUGAUGAUGACUGGGAUCCGUCAAAAGACAACCCAAAACGGAAAAAAAGAAAUAAAAAAGACAAAAAGAAAAAGAACUCAAAGAAAGACCAUUCAGAAAGACAGGAUGAGAGUAUGAACGAAGAAGAAACUGAAAGUGAUCACAAACUACUAAUAAGCAGUUUUGAUGAUGACAAUAAUGAUAAUGAUGAUGAUGAUGGUGAGGAUGAUGAUGACAAAGAAUGGAGUCCAGACAAGAAAGUAAAUUCAGAUUCAAAAGCUGUUAAAAUGAAAGUUACAAAGCAACAGAAGAGGAAAUUGAAGAGAAGAGAAAAUGAAACAGUUGAAAAUGGAGAAACACAACCUCAAAAACUGACAAAGAAAGCCAAGAAAAAAUUACGUGGAAAAGAAAAGGCAGAGAAUGUAAAUAGUUUGGAUAGUAAUAAGCAAAGUCAGAACAGUGCUUCCAGUCCAGUAAAGCCAAUUGACUCUCUUACAAAUUCCAGUGAUAAACAGCUUGGAAACAAGCAAGGUAGCCCCACAAAAAACAGCAAUCAAUCACAAGCCACUGAGGUACAAUGGUUUACAUGUAUAAAAUAAUAAUUUAGCUUAAUUGCUGAUAUACUUUGGGGUCUAUUUCUUGAAAGGCCUGGUAACUUUUUGGCCCGUAGGCAAAUUUUAAAAUCACAACCCAUUGAAUAGUGGUGCAGUUCCUAGCUAACAAAUCAUUCAAUUUCGCUUUGUUAACUGAUAAUGUUAUUACAUCAUUUUCACUUUUAUUGAAACUUUUAUCUUGAAUGCAAAUACUGCAAACAUAAAACAGGUUUCUGGGCCCUAAAAGUUAGCAGGACUUUUGAGAAAUGGGUCCUAGGCCCGUUUGCUGAAACUUUAGAUAGUGCUGUCCACUAAGUAACUGUAACAGUUACCUUAAAGUGUCAGUAUUUUCCUUUCCAUAACAUAAAAAAAUAACAUUAAUGUUUGCAUUUCGGCAUUACCAAUACCAAAAAUCAAUAUAAACUGUAUUGUUUCUGGGCGAAUGUGGCACAUCUUCAGAAGAGGUGUUUAUUAUGUUUUUUUCUCUCAUGUGCGGUGCUUAUUGAGAGACUUACUUAAAGGUGUGGGGGGUUCUUUAAAUAUAUUCAUGUACUAAGUACAGUUAUGUUUGUGUGCAAGUUUUCUGACUUGUGAACAUGAAAUAAGCUUAGCAAUAAUUAUUUGUUGAAAAUGACAGACAACGAAAAGAAAACUACCAGGUGGAACUGUUGUGGAAGAUCUUAAAAGAGGGCAAGGACAAACAGCCAAGAAAGGACAAACAGUAAGCUUAACUUCUUUGAAUUUGUGUAACUCAUUAGCACGACAAUCACCCAUAUCUGUCUGUGUUGUGCACACACUGCAUCUCUCGUACCGAUUUCUGUGACAAAAUUCUUUAAUGUAAUUAACUUCCAUGCUUUAAUAAUUUAUGUAGGGGAAAUAGAUAUUAUUUUUUAGUCAUACUGUGAUGUUUGCAACUAUAAAUCACAUAAUUUCCUGCAUAACUGAGAGUUAGGAUGAAAGCUGUGUCCCAAUCAGGGCUCGAGAAAAGUCCCGUCUGAUAGUCUGGGAAGAGUAAAUUUUCUUGCCGGGUAAAAGGUCAAUGGGUGAAGGUCAAGGCAAUUCAUCCUCUAACAAAGUUAUUAACUAAAAUGAGCAAGAAGUAGUCCAAGGCAAGCAAAAUGUGAAAGCUGCUUGCCCAAAGGAUAAGCUGGAUGUGUUUUCAAACACAGCCAAUGUCCAUCUGUACUUUGCUUGCAAUGUCACUUUAAAAUAUCCAAACCUUACAAGUUCACCAUCUGUACAUACCUAAACUUAGAAAACAAAUUCUGAUUUCACUUGGAAGAACAAUUUCCCAGAGUGCUCAACUUUACAGGAACGAUAACCAUAAAACAAAUAUUUUUCACUGGAAAAGAAGUGUUGGUUCAAAAUUACUUGACUAGAAAACAAUGUUCGGUUGGGUAAUGGCAAGAAAACAGCUUUACUAACUUCAAAUGGCAUCUUUUUCGACAAAUCUCUAUGGGUGGAUGGCUGGUUAAUAUUGCUCAAUGCAGCAAGGUUAUUAAUUUUUUAUAAUGCGACCUUAGUGUAUCUCCAUUGAAAAUUCCUGAUAUUAAUGUUGUUUAUAACUUUUUAUUCAUCUCUAACUUUUCAAGUAAGUUUAAAACUCACUUCUCAAACUCAUUAAUAAUUCAUAAAGAAAAUUCAAAGGAAAUUAAUGUUUAAUGAGUGUUUGGAUAUCGGAUGAAAAACUGCUCAUUUUUGCAUCCUUAAUUUCUCCUUCAAAAAUGAUUUUGUUUUCAGUGUUUCAUCACCAGAUGAAACACCUCGAAGUUCGUCAAAAAUACUCCGCUACGCGUCGUAUUUUCAACUCUCUUCUCGGUGUUUCAUCUGGUGAUGAAACACUGCGUCUCAUGUUUGAUAUAUUACUUGAAAUCCCCAUUGAUUUGCAACAGUUAAAUAUCAUAAUGGUUUUACCUGCAUUUCCAUUUACUUUCUUACUAUAAAUGCCCCGUGUAAGCAUGUCCUUGGUUUAAUGGACAGUUACUUUUAUUCCGCGAUCCUUGACCAGUGACUGUCCUGACAAGCGUGAUCCAUUUGAAAAAAAGGGUGGGGUAGGGGGACGGGGUUGCAAGGGGCCAUGGGAGAUAGAGAGGUUUUUAAGGAGGGUGCACACUUUAGUUUUCAUAAUCAUUCUGGAAACCUUGUACAUUAUAAUGCCUAUUCUUGACUUUUACUACAGGUUCAUGUGUACUAUAAGGGUAAUUUAGCCAAGAACAAGAAACAAUUUGAUUCUUGUUUAAGCGGACGUCCAUUUUCAUUCAGACUUGGAGCAGGGGAGGUUAUUAGAGGCUGGGAUCUAGGUGUAGCUGGUGAGUUUCUAUUUUAGAAUUAUAUUGGUGUUGGAAAUCAUUAAUUUAAUGGAAAGCUGUUUUUGUAGCUGAUUUGAGUUUGUUCCAUGCUUUAAAUACUACUUAUUAACUGAGAGUGAGGUCAUUACAGGGAAAUCUUAGAUCAAGGCCUUAAUUGUUGUAUUGACCAAGCGAUAGCGAGGUCAAUACGUCAAGGCCGAGGUCUGAGAUCUAGGUCAAUGUGAGGGAGAGGUCUUACAGGUAGUUUUGCUAAUUUAGCUAUGACAGAGAUUCCAACCCCUUUUUAAGGAAAAUAGGGAGUACUUUUUAGCGCCUAAGGUCUGGGGUUAUACCCCACCAGGAAAUUUGGCAAAUUUAAUUUCUCUCAAGCAGUAUUUCCUGCAUUUUCUACUUGACACUGCAAUGUUUUUCAAUGGAGAGACUGAGUGAGACAUUAUAGGAUAGGAAAGUGUAAUAUGAAACAUUUUAUGCUCAGAUUGCACAAAAAUACUCAAGAUAAGCAAUUUUUUCCUGUUCAGAAUUUCAUGAUAAGUCAGGAGAAUCUGCAAAAAUUGGGAGAGCGGGAGGUAACACAUUAAAUCAGGAGACUCCUGAGCAAAUUGGGAGGGUUGGAAUCUCUGCCAUGGGAUUUGGCACUUAUUCAAGGAAUUGUCAUAAGAUGAUAAGAUAAUAUUAGGUUCCCCUUCAUCCUCCUUCAUGCUAUCUACAACCCUGGUGGGGUUGGUGUGCACACCUUUGUAAGCCACAGCUACAUGUAGAAACUGCCAAACUAUACUAUAAGUUCAUGCAUAGAUUUUUUUCACACUUUGUUCAACCUUGUUUACAGGAAUGCAGGUUGGAGGCAAAAGACGACUUACAGUGCCCCCCUCACAAGGGUAAGUUAUCAGUACGGUGAAACUUUGAUGUAACGAACCUCUGUAUAACAAAGUCCUGGGUAUAACAAAUGAUUUUCUUUACCCCAGUAAUAGUAAUAUAUAUGAAAAAUAACCUCAGUAUAAAGAAACCUCGUUAUAGUGAACAAAUUUUGCCAGUCUCUUGGCCCUUCGUUAUAUCGAGGUACCACUGUUAGUAGUAACUGUGCACAUGUAGCUUGCAUGAGUACUGUAAAUUAAUGGUAUUAUACUUGGUGCGUAUAUUUAAUUUCAGGGGUCUAAGGGUGGGGUUAAAAUAGAAAGGACGUGUUUAUUCUCAUAACAUCAGGCAUAGUUCUACCUGAUAAAACUUGUUUUGUGUUUGUUUGAACAUUAAAUGCAUUCCAGUCAUAGAAUAAGGGAAAAGAAUUUGUGGGGUUUUGUUGGAAGCUCUAGAGAUUUUUUUGGUUUUUCAUUUUUUUGCCCCCUAACAAUCAUCCCUUUUUUAGGGGAAGAAUUUUCAUUAGCCCUCCUCCUCCUUUUUUAAACUUCACUAACAAAAAAUAAUAAAUGGUAAUUAAUCACAACUCUCACACGUCAUGUGGACUGAUCAGGAGUGGUUAAUUUACAUGUUGGAGGUUUCAAAGGCAUCUUUUAAGUUUAAGCCCUGAAUACAUAUCUAGGCUAUUCACUUUUCGAAAUUGUAAUAGGGAUCUGCGGGGCAUAGAUAUCCUAACUGCGCCAAGAGUUAACACCACCACAUAUGGGCUUCAUUCUCUCUCUUAUCAUGGUUGUAAGCUAUGGUAUUCCCUUCCUAACAAUAUUAGAGCUAUUCCAGAGUUAAGUAAAUUUAAAUUGGCCAUUUCUGAUCUCAAAUUUGAUGCUGACUGCUGCACCUUUUGUAGUUAAUCUUAUCAAAUGUUAUUUUUAGUUACUCAGUUGACCAAUUUUUUUUUCAUAUUCUGUGCUGUUACUAUUAAUAUCUAUUUUUUAUUUUCAUUUAUUAUUUAAUAUUAAUUUAAUAUAUAGAGGAUAUUACACGGUGGCGCAAAGAUAUGAAUUUUAUUUUCGAGUGGCAAAACAAUAUUUUACGAACAAGCGUAGCAAGUGAGUAAAAUAUUGUUUUUGCCACGAGAAACUAAACUUCAUAUCUUCAAGCCACCGCGUAAUGUUCUUUUUAUUAUAUAGACAAAAAGACAUUGAUAAAAUAAUAGAGGGAAAUUACCGAAAUUACGUCAUCAAUAAACUCACGUGUGAGAUUAUGGAAAAUAAACCACUCGGGUCCUGGAUGUAGUCUUUAUGAAUUUUACAAGUGGUAUAUUUUCCAGUAAAACACUCGUGUCUCUUUAGUAAUAAAUAAUAAAUUAAAAUGAAAAAUAGAUAUUAAUAGUAAUAGUACAAAAUAUGGAUAAAGUAAUAUUAUUGAUCAACUGACUGAUUAAGAUAAAAUUUGGUAAGAUUAACUACAAAAGGUGCAGCAGUCAGCAUCAAAUUUAAAAUCAGAAUUUUGUAAUAUUUAUGUUUAUUUAUUUGUUUUUGCUAUUUAUCCUCAGAGAUAUUUAUCUUAUUGCUAUCUUUCAAUUCCAGAAUAAAUAAAGAUUAGUGAUUGAUUAUCUCAAGCUCACAUUACGUAGGGUGGAAAUUGCAUUCUACCCUCAUAAUGUGAGCUUGGGACGCCUGUGGAAGUUCAGAUUUGUUUUUGAUUUUCAGCUUAUAAUGACCUUCAACUUCUCAUAAAGAGCUUGUUCACUUUGCAUUCUAGCUUUUAGGAAAAAUGAUACCAUCACCUGGGCUGAAUUUGUUAAGCCCCUCCUCUCAAAUAAGCCCGUGAUCCCUUUCAACACCCGCCCUCCUGCCUCAAACCUGCUCGAAAUAGAUAGGCCUAGAGGGGGACGUUAAUAUAGGAUCUACAGUACUCACUAGUUCAAUAAUAUUCUUUUCAUUCUUCAUAGGUACGGAAAUAAGAAGAUGGGACCAAUUCCACCAAACAGUACAUUAGAAUUUGAGAUACAGCUGAUUAAACUUCAAUAGUAACACCAUAAUUAAGUCAGCUAGACUGUUAUUUUAAGAAAUUAGCUACAAUGAGCAGAACUAAUGUCAAAAGAAGCAAUGAGAAAGAGCUGCUAGUUUUUGCAUAUCACCAACGUUUUGUUUACAGUCCUGCCCAACUGGUUUGACAAUAGGAAACCUUGUUGGUACAUAAUAUUUCAGAAUUGCUUUUAUGUGGCAUUAAAAACUUGUUUUAGCCAUAUUAUUAUUAUAUUUAUCAAAAUAAAAAAAGCUAUUUCCACUUCUUUUAAAUCAAGGAUUUUUUCAUACAUGACAGGAUAGACUUUCAGUUGUGUAAACUUCAAAUUUUUAUGGUCAAUAAAGUUUAAUUUUAAGGAG